This is a messenger RNA of Osmerus eperlanus (European smelt), 2033 nucleotides long. Its product is annotated as transmembrane protein 272-like. The record is from RefSeq and is a predicted model, not a curated record. The transcript is spliced from 5 exons. Bases 111 to 650 code for a protein of 179 amino acids. Lineage: Eukaryota; Metazoa; Chordata; Actinopteri; Osmeriformes; Osmeridae.
AGUGAAACCUUCCAUCUUCAAGGCAUCAAAAUCUUUGUAGACAGGCAAGAGACACACUCUAUUUUUCUCAUUUGGACCAUAUUAAUUGAAGGCAUUAACACGUAAUUAAGAUGGUUCGUACCAACAGUCCUGAACUUACUGCAGUAGUGGUCUCAUUCAUAGUUGUGGGGAACAUAAUCCUUUGGAUGAUUUUGAUAGCAGCUCUAGGAUUAGGGGCCAUGCACCUGAACACCUGUCCCCUGCAGCCCUACAUCCCUAUCUACCUGAUAGUGACUGGCGUGUUGUCUAUGGCCUCCCUGCUACUGAUCUAUAUCAGGACCGCAAUGAUAGAUGAGAGUCUGCUUCGCUUCAUGUGUUCAUUGUGUCUCUACCUCAUCAUCAUCUUCAACUUCUGCUGGUUCAUCUCAGGGGCUGUGUGGGUCUAUUCUACACAUUAUCCAAACUACAACCCAACCAGUGGAGAACAAUACUGCCAGAAAACUGUGUACCUGUUUGCCUUCUGGUUCACUAACCUCAGCUGGGUGGCUGUGGGCCUAAUGCUUCUUUGCGGGGGGUACCUUCUUCUAUACAUCUGUGUGAGACUGGCCUUCAGGGGACACCAUUUGUUUCCCUCAAACCAAAAAACAUAUGAAACUGAAGGAGAGGCUUGAAGGUGCUUCAGUGUUUUUAGACAAUUCAUUGAUAUUCAUAACAGGAAAUGGGAGAUUUCCUUCUUGUCUUUCUGUGAACAAGCUGUCCAGCUGUCUUGUACGCCCUCUUUUUUUCUUCUCUAGUAGAGUAUCAGUAUAGACGGUGAUGGAAGGGUUGUCAUGGAUAAGGGGACACCAACUUUUCCGGAGGGUUCUUCAGGAUAGAAGUCCUGGUUCCCCACUUACCUGAGAUUUCUCUCUAAAGGACAAAUAUUCUGCCAUCCUCACAAGUGCAUGUAAACAAAUUACCAACCAAUUGUGAAGACAGAUACAGCAGGCUGUGUGUAACAUGAUGUAGUAUAUUACACUUGUGAUUUAAUGUGGGUAUGUCCCUGCUAUUGUUUUUACUGUCUUAGAAUCCUUGUUUUGUGUCUUAUAUGGCAGCCCUUUCCCCUUCACUGUGAUUGUUAUUCUAAACAUUAUGAUUACCACCUACAACAUGUCUUUUCAUACAUAAGAUUUGUGUACAAAAAUGACUUCCCGCAGCAACCUCAUAUAUCCACGACCUGCUAUUAAUAAUUGGUGGUGAAAGGCAGAACUGGAUGUUAUUUACUAUGACUGUACUGUAUUAUAAAUGUAUUUUAGGAUUACUCUUCUUAUCUAAGUCAAUGACAAUCAUGUUGAAUCCAAUCUCUGCAGGUAAUGUGUGGACGUUUUCUAUAUAGCCCAACUAUGACCCAACAAUGGAGGAUGGGCUGUAUUGUAGCAAAAUCUUGUACACCUUUGCAUUUUGGAAUGCAUUGUGGGAAACCAUCACAUUCCUGAUCUUUAUUGUCAGCUGUAGCAAAGGUCUCUUCUGUUGUGUGCUGUUGGACAGGUCUCCACAGCCAAACAGAAAGACUGACAUGGAAAUGUAGAAAAUGGUAAAAAUAAGGGGGUCUAACUCCUUCCCUUUUAGUCUUGUCAUGCUGUUAACUUUUUCAAUAGCCAUGUUUUAACUUAGGUCUACUGGUUAUCUUCCAUAUUUGGCCAAUGUUUUAAGAUAGUUUUUAAAAUAUUUAACAUUUCUAUGACUUAUCCUGGCCACAUACAUCUGCCUGUCAUGGAGACAUUGUACUCUCUCUGAAAUGUGUUUUUCAAAUAAAAAAAAUAUGCUGCAUGUGUUAGACACUAGUUGAAAUGACUACUUGGUGAAUCCUCAGAAAAUGACGUAUUCUCCCAGUUACCCAAUGGUGGGAAAGUUAGCGUUGCUCAACCGACACGUCCCCUCCAAACCAAGAGGACACAGCAAACAAAAGUGAAUCCGAACGUGUUUCCAGUCUGUAAAAAAAUAUAUAAUUCAGAGGGCUCUCAAUUCGCAUUGCUGACGUUCCACUCCCGGACUAAAUUUACAAACCAUAUGGC